AUGAAGAAACAGAACAGAGGACCCAUUACUAAUGUUGCAAAUGCAACUCUUCGUACAGCUGAGGCAACAAAAGUUAGUAAAGCUACAGUUGAACGAAUAAGUAAAGAAGUACGAGAGUCGCAAGAAUUAUCUGGUUACCCAGUUUUCGAUUUAAAGAAGAUGAAAAGAUCUAAACCUGUGACUGGUUUGGAUGACUUUGACAAAUGUUUGCUUCGUCGGAUAAUUCUCCAAUUUUAUGAGAGGAAAGAAAUUCCAACCAUUAAUAAAGUGUUGUCUGAAAUGAGGGAAAGAAAAGGAUUCAAAGGGGGUAGAGAAUCUUUAAGAAAAAAUGUGAAAGAAAUUGGUUUCCAGUACGCUAAACUCGAUGGUAGGAAAUUUUUGAUGGAACGAUAUGACGUGCAGUGCUUGCGAACAAGAUUCUUAGAAAAAAUGCAAAACGUCAGGGAGAACGGACGAAAUGUAAUUUAUCUGGAUGAGACUUGGGUUAAUCAGAAUUACACAGUAGGAAAAUGCUGGAAAGAUAAUAAAUCCGAGAAUACUUCUGGAAUUAAAUUGCCGUCAGGAAAAGGUGGCCGACUUAUAAUUCUGCAUGCAGGCUCUGCAGAAGGCUUCAUUCCAAACGCUGAGCUCAUAUUCACUGCAAAGAAUGACGGUGAUUAUCACCGUCAAAUGAAUCACGAAGAGUUUGAAGAAUGGUUUCGUUGCCCGUUGCUCCCAAACAUACCGCGAACUUCAAUUAUUGUGAUGGAUAAUGCUCCUUAUCAUUCAAGGAAAGUAGAUAGACUACCAACGACGUCAAGCAAAAAGGCAGUCAUUACAGAAUGGCUCAUCUCUAAAGGUGCGAAACCAACAGAGAAAAUGUUGAAGGGUCAACUUAUAGAGAUGGUAAAGGAGUAG
This is a messenger RNA of Macrobrachium nipponense, 897 nucleotides long. RefSeq lists its product as uncharacterized. The transcript has a single exon. Gene Ontology annotation, molecular function: nucleic acid binding. Lineage: Eukaryota; Metazoa; Arthropoda; Malacostraca; Decapoda; Palaemonidae. Bases 1 to 897 code for a protein of 298 amino acids. The record is from RefSeq and is a predicted model, not a curated record.